This is a messenger RNA of Mastomys coucha (southern multimammate mouse), 1375 nucleotides long. RefSeq names its product GPN-loop GTPase 2 (gene Gpn2). Gene Ontology annotation, cellular component: cytoplasm. NCBI's taxonomy places the organism in Eukaryota, Metazoa, Chordata, Mammalia, Rodentia, Muridae. Gene Ontology annotation, molecular function: GTPase activity. The transcript has 5 exons. The record is from RefSeq and is a predicted model, not a curated record. Bases 131 to 1063 code for a protein of 310 amino acids.
UCUCCAGACAAGUUCCGGCGGAAUCCGGAAGUUGGGGCUUUUCCCUUCCUUGCCGGGUAGUUUGUUCGUUUUCCUGCUUGGGUUUCCUUAGUUUACUUAGGGAGGCGCCGGUGGGCUGCCUGCUCCACCCAUGGCGGGGGCCCCCCUGACUACGGCCUUCGGGCAGGCUGUGAUCGGGCCCCCGGGCUCGGGGAAGACCACGUACUGCCUGGGCAUGAGUGAGUUUCUGCGAGCGCUAGGGCGGCGCGUGGCGGUGGUAAACCUGGACCCAGCCAACGAAGGGCUGCCUUAUGAGUGUGCCGUGGACGUGGGCGAGCUGGUGGGUCUGGGAGACGUGAUGGACGCGCUGCGCCUGGGGCCUAACGGUGGCCUGCUCUACUGCAUGGAGUACCUGGAAGCCAACCUGGACUGGCUGCGCGCCAAGCUAGAGCCCCUGCGAGGCCACUACUUUCUCUUCGACUGCCCCGGCCAGGUGGAGCUCUGCACGCACCACACCGCCCUUCGAAGCAUCUUUUCCCAGAUGGCUCAGUGGGACCUCAGGCUGACUGCUGUCCACCUUGUGGAUUCUCACUACUGUACAGACCCGGCCAAGUUCAUCUCAGUACUGUGUACCUCCCUGGCCACCAUGCUGCACGUGGAGCUGCCCCACGUCAACCUCCUCUCCAAGAUGGACCUUAUCGAGCAUUACGGGAAGCUGGCCUUCAACCUGGACUACUACACUGAAGUCCUGGACCUCUCCUACCUGCUUGACCACCUGGCCUCAGACCCUUUCUUCAGUCACUACCGACAGCUCAAUGAGAAGCUAGUACAGCUCAUCGAAGACUACAGCCUGGUCUCUUUCAUCCCUCUGAACAUCCAGGACAAGGACAGCAUCCAGCGAGUCUUACAGGCUGUGGAUAAAGCCAAUGGCUACUGUUUUGGGGUUCAGGAGCAGCGAAGCCUGGAAGCCAUGAUGUCUGCUGCAAUGGGAGCUGAUUUCCAUUUCUCCUCCACUCUAGGUAUCCAGGAGAAGUACUUAGCAUCCUCGGACCAGCCCACAGAGCAGGAAGCCAUGAGGCUGUAACACAUGGGGCCUGGAUAGCUGUGGACAACUCAGCAGGGUGGAGACCCAAACCCACCACGUCUAGCCAGAGCGGAGGCUGGGAGGAAACCUCCCUCCCUGCAGAGAACUAAUGAGUAAGAAGCCACAUGGUGCCCACAAGCUCAGGGCCCAGGAGACAGGAACCAAACGUUGAGGAAUGGCCCUGCUUGGGCUGCAGUGGAUGUGCGUGCUAGGAUAUGAGAUUAUUUUGUAUUUUUUUGGAACUUUAAACUUUUCUUCAACCCUCUGGACCCAGGGAUUUGGAGAACAAAGAAAUGUCUUUGUCCUCCCAAA